This is a messenger RNA of Lactuca virosa, 522 nucleotides long. The record is from the annotation of a GenBank genome assembly. NCBI's taxonomy places the organism in Eukaryota, Viridiplantae, Streptophyta, Magnoliopsida, Asterales, Asteraceae.
AUGACUACCAAAGAAGAUGGACAGACUUCUAAAGCAGAAUCUUCUCAUAAGGCGUCCAAAUCCCAAGCAACAGGACCUUCCACGGUGGCAGACACAUCUUCAUCAAAAAUCACCAUGGCCUUACACAACUAUAUCACACUUCUUGACACUCAGGAUCAACCCAAAGAAAUAAGUGUUAUAGUUGACUAUCAGCAAAAAUGCCUACUGGCAUAUGCACUCACGACUACCUCUCAGACUCCAGAGUCUCUUAUCUUCCAAGUCUUUCAGUUUGCUGCUAUAACUCCAAGAGCGCAUUCAAAAGAGCUUGAUGUUGAAUUUGAUCUUGGACAAACCACCUUGCUACUAAAUAAAGAAGAGUUCGAAACUUGUUUAGGUCUAAAACAUGGUUCUCGUGAACCUUCAACAUUUGUCACACCUUCUUCUGCUCAAUUGUCGACAAUGUUCAAGGAAAUGGGGUCCAAAUUUGAAGAAACAGUUGAACCAGACCUCUCAAGAAUUAAUAGAGCUCUCCUUCCCGCGUAA